CCCUGUCAGCAUGGCCGCCUCCCUGGCACUGCCCGGCGCCCUCCUGGCCGCGCUCCUGGCGCUGGCGUCGCCGUUGCUGACCCCCGUGCGCCAGGCCGGCGUCUGCGCCUUCUACGGCGAGUGCGGGCGCAACCCCGAGAUCAACAUGUCGCUGGUGCCCUCCAAGGUGCCCUGCCUGUCCAACACGCCGGCGCGGGUGGCACGGGGCGCGCUGCUGUCCCUGCUGCGCGUCGUGUGCCCCGAGCUGGCACGGGGGGACAACGAGACCACGCGGGUGUGCUGCAGCUACGGGCAGCUGAGCGCGCUGCGCCUCAGCGUGGGGCUCUCGGGCACCGUGCUGGCGCGGUGCCCGGCCUGCGCCCGCAACUUCGCCAACCUCUACUGCCACAACAUCUGCAGCCCCGACCAGAGCCUCUUCACCAACGUCACCCGCGUGGCCAACUACACGGUGGUGCCUGGCGCCCACGCCGUGCUGGAGUACCAGCUCUUCUACCGCCGCCGCUACGCCGAGGCCGCCUUCGCCUCGUGCCAGGGCGUGCGGCUGCCCGCCACGGGCGGCUAUGCCAUCUCCACCAUGUGCGGGCGCUACGGCGCCCAGCUGUGCACGGCCCAGCGCUGGCUGGACUACCAGGGCGACAAGAACAACGGGCUGGCGCCGCUGCAGAUCGACUUCCAGCUGCUGCCCAACGGCUCCGAGCCCGGCCAGGGCAUCGUCCCGCUGGACGCGCCCGCCUGGCGCUGCGACCAAGCGCCCAGCGCCGACCAGGAGCCGUGCUCGUGCCAGGACUGCGCCCAGGCCUGCCCGCCCGUGGCGCCGCCCGCACGCUGGGGCACGGUGGUGGCCGCGUGGCCGGUGGCCGUGCUGGCGGUGGCCGUGGCGGUGGCCGGGGGGCUCUCGGCCGGGCUGGUGACCCUGCAGCUGACCACGGACCCCGUGGAGCUGUGGUCGGCGCCGGGCAGCCGUGCCAGGCAGGAGAAGGAGUUCCACGACCGCCACUUCGGGCCCUUCCUGCGCACCAACCAGGUGAUCGUGACGGCGCCGGGGCGCGCCGGCCUCACCUACGACUCGGUGGUGCUGGGCACCAAGAACUUCAGCGGGGUGCUGGCGCAGGACGUGCUGCUGGCGCUGCUGGAGCUGCAGGAGACGCUGGCGGGCACCACGGCGUGGGCGGCGGGCGCGGGCAGGAACGUCAGCCUGCAGGACGUGUGCUACGCGCCGCUGAACCCCGCGGCGCCCGGCGUGGGCGACUGCGCCGUCAACAGCGUCACGCAGUACUUCCAGAACAACCGCAGCCGCCUGGCGCUCAGCGCCUGGCAGGACGGCAAGCAGCAGGGCACCGUGGACUGGCACGACCACCUCAUCUACUGCGUCAACUCCCCGCUCUCCUUCAAGGACAUCACGGCGCUGGAGCUGAGCUGCAUGGCCGAGUAUGGCGGGCCCGUGUUCCCCUACAUCGCCCUGGGCGGCUACCGCGAGUCGGAGUACACGGAGGCCGAGGCGCUGAUCGUCACCUACUCGCUGAACAACUUCCCCGCGGGGGACCCGCGCCUCGAGUGGGCGCUGAGCUGGGAGCGGCAGUUCCUGCGCGUGGUGCGCGACUUCCAGCGCCGCCACCGCCACAACCUCUCGGUCACCUUCAUGGCCGAGCGCUCUCUGGAGGACGAGAUCAACCGCACGAGCGGGGAGGACCUGCCGGUGUUCGCCACCAGCUACCUGCUGGUGUUCGCCUACAUCGCGCUGGCCCUGGGCGAGUACACGGCCUGGCGGAGGGUCCUGGUGGAGUCCAAGGUGACGCUGGCGCUGGGGGGCAUCGCGGUGGUGCUGGGCGCCGUGCUGGCCGCCAUGGGGCUGCUGGCGCUGCUGGGGCUGCGCUCGUCCCUCAUCAUCAUCGAGGUCGUGCCCUUCCUCGUGCUGGCCGUGGGCGCCGACAACAUCUUCAUCUUCGUGCAGGAGCUGCAGCAGCAGUCGCAGCCGGAGCCGGGCGAGACGCGGGAGCAGCACCUGGGGCGGGUGCUGGCACAGGUGGCACCGAGCAUGCUGCUCUGCAGCCUCUCCGAGACCGUCUGCUUCCUCUUCGGUGCCCUCUCGUCCAUGCCAGCCGUGCGGACCUUCGCCCUGACGGCCGCGCUCGCCAUCGCGCUGGACUUCGUGCUGCAGAUGUCGGGGUUUGUGGCGCUGGUGGCGCUGGACAGGCGGCGACAGGAGGCCGGGCGCUUCGACCUCUGCUGCUGCUGCGGGGAUGGCAAGGGGGGCACGGCCGGGGGGGGCCGGGGGCUGCUGCGCCCCCUCCUCGAGCGCUUCUACACCCCCGUGCUGCUGCACCCCCUGGUGCGGCCCGCCGUGGUGCUGCUGUUCCUGUUCCUGGCCUGCGCCGGGCUCUUCCUGCUCUUCCACGUGUCCGUGGGGCUGGACCAGGAGCUGGCACUGCCCGAGGACUCGUACCUGCUGCCGUACUUCUCGGAGCUGAACCGCUACCUGGCCGUGGGCGUCCCCACCUACUUCGUCACCACGAGCGGCUUCGACUUCUCCUCGGAGAACGGCACCAACGCCGUGUGCUCCAGCGCGGGCUGCGACGCCAACUCGCUGACGCAGACCAUCCAGCUGGCCACGCGCUUCCCCAACGCGUCCUACCUGGCCAUCCCGGCCACCUCGUGGCUGGACGACUUCCUGGACUGGCUGAACCCCACGGUGCGCUGCUGCCGCAUCUACCAGGCCGGGGAGCACAAGGGCGAGUUCUGCCCCUCCACCAGCACUGAGCCCAGCUGCCUCCUGGGCCAGUGCCUGAAGAAGGUGCGGCGCCCCACGGCCGAGGAGUUCCAGCGCUUCCUGCCCUGGUUCCUGCAGGACCGGCCCACGCUGCAGUGCGCCAAGGGUGGCCUGGGCGCCUACGACACCGCGGUGAGCAUGGACGCCAACGGCACCAUCCUGGCCACGCGUUUCAUGGCGUACCAGCGCCCGCUGCGCACGUCCCAGGAGUACACGAGUGCCCUGCGCGCUGCCCGCUCCCUGGCAGAGCGCAUCACGAGCACCCUGCGCGCCGUGCCCGGCACCGACCCCGCCUUCCGCGUCUUCCCCUACACGGUGACGUACGUGUACUACGAGCAGUACCUGACGGUGGUGGUGGAGGGGCUGGUGACGCUGGCGCUGUGCCUGGUGCCCACCUUCGCCGUGUCCUUCCUGCUGCUGGGCAUGGACGUGCGCUCCAGCCUGGCCACGCUGCUCACCAUCGCCAUGGCGCUGCUGGGCACCGUGGGCUGCAUGGCGCUCUGGGCAGUGCCCUACAACGCCGUGGCACUCAUCAACCUCGUGGCGGCCGUGGGCAUCUCGGUGGAGUUCGUGUCCCACAUCACCUGCGCCUUCGCCCGCAGCCGCCAGCCCACGCGGGUGGCACGAGCCGCUGAGGCCACUGCCACCAUGGGCAGCAAGGUGGUGGCGGGGGUGGCCAUGACCAACCUGCCGGGGGUGGCCGUGCUGGCGUUCGCCAAGGCGCGCCUGGUGCGCAUCUUCUUCUUCCGCCUCAACCUCAUCGUCACCGCGCUGGGGCUGGCACACGGCCUGGCGUUCCUGCCCGUGCUGCUCAGCUACAUCGGGCCCGCGCCGCAGGUGCCAGCGGGGGAGGACACGCCGGGGGACACCGCGCAGGGGACAGGGCUGGGCCUGGGCAACCCCUGCUUCAAGGACAAGGACAAGGACAAGGACAAGGACAAGGCCAAGGACAAGGACAAGGGGCCCAGGAAGGGCUGAGCCCCCCGCGCCCCUCCCCCCUCUCUAUUUAAACUGGUUUUGUCACAUCCUGCACUG
Messenger RNA from Passer montanus (Eurasian tree sparrow), 3802 nucleotides. RefSeq names its product NPC1 like intracellular cholesterol transporter 1 (gene NPC1L1). Lineage: Eukaryota; Metazoa; Chordata; Aves; Passeriformes; Passeridae. The record is from RefSeq and is a predicted model, not a curated record. Gene Ontology annotation, cellular component: membrane.